AUGCCACGACUUUCUGUUGAACAGCGUCAUAGAAUUGUUUUUAUGCGAGAAAAUGGUCAUACCGUACAGGAAAUAUCGAUUUUACUUGGAAUAUCCAGAUGCGCCGUAAAUCACACUUACCAACGGUAUUUGGAUGGAAAUGGGUUUUACGACAGACCAAAAUCUGGAAGAAAUUGUAUUCUUUCGGCACGUGCUCAAAGGAAUCUUGUACACCUCGUUAGUGCAAAAUUAUUUAGUUUUUCAAAGAGCGGACAUUGGGCCAAAUGGAAGCAGCACGAAGUAGCUCUUAAAACUCUCAAAGAUGAGGCAGCAAGCAAAACCGAAUUCCUGGACGAAGCCAAAAUCAUGCACAGCCUUGAUAACGACUAUUUAGUCAAACUAUUGGGGGUGUCUAUGAAUGGGAAUCAGUCCAUUUUAUGCAUGGAGUUUAUGCCGAAAGGACACCUUUUGGGAGUAUUGAAAUCUGAUAAGGGGAAGAACUUUAAACUAGACAUGCUCGGUAGAAUGAUCGCUUCUGGAAUGAGCUAUCUUUCUGAUCAAGGACUUAUACACCGAGAUUUAAGAACAGAGAACGUGCUAGUGAAUAACUCAUACAUUUGCAAAAUUGCAGAUUUUGGUCUUGCUAAAAAGUCAUGUGUGAUUGUUUUAGACACCAAAUUUCCUGUCAAGUGGACUGCGCUUGAGGCGGCCACUCAGGGGAAAUUUUCUGUGAAAUCGGACGUGUGGUCAUAUGGCGUCCUUCUCUGGGAGUUGGUCACAUUUGGUGAAAUGCCUUAUAAAGGAAUGAAUGGACAAGAUGUCUUGAAAAAUUUAAAGACGGGCUUUCGUCUUCAAAUCCCCAAAGAAGUGCCUCAUAAAGUGCCAGAAAAGUGGUACGAGCAGAUGUUGAUGUGCUGGGAUGAAAAUCCGCUGAACCGUCCAAACUUCCAUUCUCUCUACGACUUUUUUGAAAUUGCGUUCAACGGUCCUUCCGAUUACGUAGAUUGA
Octopus sinensis (East Asian common octopus) is the source of this 987-nucleotide messenger RNA. Its product is annotated as tyrosine-protein kinase fyna-like. Gene Ontology annotation, biological process: multicellular organism development; protein phosphorylation; cell surface receptor protein tyrosine kinase signaling pathway. The coding region runs from base 1 to 987 and encodes 328 amino acids. The transcript is spliced from 6 exons. The record is from RefSeq and is a predicted model, not a curated record. Gene Ontology annotation, cellular component: signaling receptor complex. NCBI's taxonomy places the organism in Eukaryota, Metazoa, Mollusca, Cephalopoda, Octopoda, Octopodidae. Gene Ontology annotation, molecular function: transmembrane receptor protein tyrosine kinase activity; ATP binding.